This is a messenger RNA of Durio zibethinus, 1694 nucleotides long. Its product is annotated as protein CUP-SHAPED COTYLEDON 2-like. The record is from RefSeq and is a predicted model, not a curated record. NCBI's taxonomy places the organism in Eukaryota, Viridiplantae, Streptophyta, Magnoliopsida, Malvales, Malvaceae. Gene Ontology annotation, molecular function: DNA binding. Gene Ontology annotation, biological process: regulation of DNA-templated transcription.
UCUCAUAAAAACCAAAGGACUUUCUCUCCUAAAAACUACUUUCUGUUCCCUUCCUUUCAUUUUCUUCGCUGACAGAGAAUACCUGCACACCUUCUCACGCACGCACGCAUACUCAAAACAGAACCCACCCCGGAGCCCACUCCCCCCUAUCCAUCACCCGUCUCUCUCUCUCUCUUUCAUAAUCCAUAGCUCUCUCUCUUCGGGAAGAAAGAGAAAGGAAAAGAGAAAGAUUUCGGAACAGGACAGUGCAGAGAAAAAACACAGAAUUUUUCAGCUCCACAUCAUCCUCCACCAUAUUAUAUAUUUUUUCCAUUUUUUCUUCUGUCGCUUGAUUCAUCAAAUCCCCCCCUCCCAUUGACACCCCAAUAUAACAUCCCCUCUUCACUCCUUGGCUCAUCAAACUCAAACCCUUUUUUCUUUGCUUCAUCUUGCUCAACUUUAGUUUUGAAUUUUAGGGUUUUAAGUUGUCUACUUCAAGCUUUUUUACUUUGACGUUCAAAAGGGUUUACUUUUUGGUGUUCAACAUGGAUAGUUACCAUCAUUUUGACAACGGUGAUACUUAUUUACCUCCUGGUUUUCGUUUCCAUCCAACUGAUGAAGAGCUUAUUACUUACUAUCUGUUAAAAAAAGUUCUUGAUGGUAGCUUUACUGGUAGAGCUAUAGCUGAAGUUGACCUUAACAAGUGUGAGCCGUGGGAACUUCCUGAGAAGGCGAAGAUGGGAGAGAAAGAGUGGUACUUUUUUAGUUUGAGAGAUAGGAAAUACCCCACUGGGUUGAGAACUAACCGAGCUACUGAAGCUGGUUAUUGGAAGGCUACUGGGAAAGAUAGGGAGAUUUAUAGCUCAAAGACUUGUGCACUUGUUGGAAUGAAGAAAACUCUUGUUUUUUAUAGAGGAAGAGCCCCAAAAGGUGAAAAGAGCAACUGGGUCAUGCAUGAAUAUCGCCUUGAAGGCAAAUUUGCUUACCAUUUUCUCUCCAGAAGUUCCAAGGAUGAAUGGGUGAUAUCCAGGGUCUUUCAGAAGAGUGGCUCUGUCAAUGGUGCCACUAGCAGCACUGGCGGAGGAGCCAAGAAGACCCGAAUGAGCGCCUCCAUCGCUUUCUGCCAAGAACUGAGCUCUCCUUACUCAGUCACCCUCCCACCCCUCCUUGAUCCCACCACAACAGCUACUGCCACAACCGGCACUACCUUUACUGACCGUGACAGCUGCUCCUUCGACAGCCAUACCCAAUCUGAGCACGUGUCCUGUUUCUCCACCGUUGCUGCUGCGGCUACCUCUGCUGCUGUCACCGCCACCAUUUCUAUCAACCCUCCUGCCUACCACCCUGGUUUCGACCUUGCAUUGCCACCUCCACCCCAAAUGACCAACAACACUUUUGAUUCAAUCGCAAGGUAUUCAAGAAAUGUGGAUGUUUCAGUGUUUCCAAGCUUGAGGUCUCUUCAGGAGAAUUUGCAGCUCCCUUUCUUUUUCUCCCAGCCAACAUUGGCGGCACCACCACUUCACGGUGGUUCAUCUGUUAACUGGGGGGCUGUAUCCGAGGAGGGUAACAAUGGUUCCGGUGCUGGUGGCAAGAUAUCACUGGGUCCUACCGAGCUUGAUUGCAUGUGGACUUACUAAUUAGAACUUUAGAAAAUGAGUUUCCCGUUUGUGUUUGAACUUCAUUAUAAUUUCUGAGUAUGUUGUCAUUAGGAGUAG